This is a messenger RNA of Aspergillus tanneri, 1188 nucleotides long. RefSeq names its product glycoside hydrolase family 18 protein. Bases 1 to 1188 code for a protein of 395 amino acids. Gene Ontology annotation, cellular component: extracellular region. Gene Ontology annotation, molecular function: chitin binding; chitinase activity. NCBI's taxonomy places the organism in Eukaryota, Fungi, Ascomycota, Eurotiomycetes, Eurotiales, Aspergillaceae. Gene Ontology annotation, biological process: chitin catabolic process; carbohydrate metabolic process. The record is from RefSeq and is a predicted model, not a curated record. The transcript has 6 exons.
AUGUCUUCGGGAAUGAAGUCUGUUGCGUAUUUUGUCAACUGGGCGAUCUAUGGACGCAACCACAACCCCCAGGACCUUCCCGCGGAUAAAUUGACUCACGUCCUCUAUGCUUUUGCCAAUGUCCGACCAGAGUCUGGCGAAGUGUACUUGUCCGAUACUUGGUCUGACGUCGAAAAGCACUACCCCACCGAUUCGUGGAACGACGUUGGCCAUAAUGCCUACGGCUGCGUCAAGCAGUUUUUCUUGCUCAAGAAACAGAACAGGAAGCUGAAGGUCCUGCUCUCGAUCGGAGGAUGGACUUACUCUUCGAAUUUCGCUCAACCCGCUAGCUCAGACGCCGGGCGGACUAAAUUCGCUGAGACCGCCACCAGGCUUGUGUUGGACUUGGGCUUCGAUGAGACCGAUUCUGACGUGGAUACAGAUGAGACCGAAGCACAGAACUUUGUCCUGCUCCUCCAGAAAUGCCGUGAGACCCUGGACAGAGCAGCUUCCAACCGGAAGUUCCUUCUGACGAUUGCGUGCCCAGCCGGCCCGAAUAAUUAUACCAAGCUCAAACUUCCUCAGAUGACACCCUACUUAGAUUUCUAUAACCUAAUGGCUUAUGACUAUGCUGGCAGCUGGGAUACCAAUGCUGGUCACCAGGCAAACAUCAAUUUUUCGACCAGCAACCCGACUUCAACGCCGUUCUCGACCGUCCAAGCGCUCGAUCACUACAUCCAAGUUGGUCUGGUACCGCCUUCUAAGAUUAUUCUGGGAAUGCCUCUGUACGGACGAGCGUUUACCAACACUGAUGGACCUGGUACCCCAUUCUCUGGAGUAGGAGAGGGAAGUUGGGAGAAUGGUAUCUGGGAUUACAAGGCAUUGCCUAGGCCUGGCGCAACAGAACAUUACGAUCCACAGGCAGGUGCAUCGUGGUCGUACGACCCUACAGCUCGGACCAUGGUGUCCUAUGACACUGUCCAAAUGGCGGAGCAGAAAAUAGACUUCAUCAAGCAGCGCAAUCUUGGCGGCGGCAUGUGGUGGGAAACCAGUGGGGAUCGCGGUGGUAAAGCCGCGAACAAAGCCGAUGGCAGCUUGAUUGGAACCUUCGUGGAGGGUGUUGGGGGAACGUCCGCUCUGGACCAAUCCUCCAACGCCCUGGCGUACCCAGAGAGCAAGUAUGACAAUCUCAGAGCGGGCCUCAACUAG